Rotaria sp. Silwood1 is the source of this 2718-nucleotide messenger RNA. NCBI's taxonomy places the organism in Eukaryota, Metazoa, Rotifera, Eurotatoria, Philodinida, Philodinidae. The record is from the annotation of a GenBank genome assembly.
AUGAUUGAAAGAUAUCCAAAUACACUCAGAUGCCCAUGUUCCAGGAUUGGUAUUGCUUAUGAAACAUUUGUACGUACUCAUGUUAAUUUUCAUCAAGUAUGUUUAAGUACAUUUGUAACACAAACAUGGAUAAAUUCAUUAUUUUUACAAAGCAAUAACUCAUCUUCAGCUUCAUAUGAUAUUCGAUAUUAUCUUAGAUAUUUUUGGGAAGUUAUAGCUGGCUUUUGUUUUUUGAGCAAUAGUACAUGGAUAGAUGCUGUGACAAGUUUUGGUGCGCUACGCAUUGUUAGUCCAAUAGCUGUUGUUGGAGAAAAUCUUCGAAGUCAAGCUCAAGCGACACUUGAUAAUUCUAUGUUAAUGGCUCAAAGUGUACUAGUUCGUAAUUUAAUUGCUCUUCGAGGUAUAAUUGCUGGAAACCAGUUCGUAUCUGGUUUGACAACAAAUUUUUACGCAAGUUAUCCACCGUCAAGUUUCAGUAAUGAAGGCACUCUAAAAAUGUUCCCAAGAACAUACAAUAAUUGCUCUUGCUUGAAUUUUUUUGGUUGUCCACAUCCAAUUAUCGUCACUACUAGUACUCAUCAAUUGAUUACAAUACCUGGUAUGAUUGGCGACUGUUUUAUUGUUGAUGCUACACUAGCCUCAACACUUGAAUGCUACUAUAAUUCAACAUGUUUUGCUCUAUUGCAUGGAGAAUCAAUAAAGAUGGCACGUGAUCAUACGCGAAAUUUUCUAAGUACAAUUGUUCGAAAAAUGAUCGCGUUGAAUUUUUUCAAAACAAAUGGAUUGCAAACACCAAUGAAUAUACGUCGACAACAAAUUUUAACACGAUUCUUCAUUCUGAUACUUGUUUCGUGCUCAAUUACUGUUGGAUUAUAUAUAUUUCUCUCUGACCAAGACCAACUUGUCACUGUUGAAUAUCCAUCUCUAGUUAAAUAUGAGUCAUUAUAUGAACAACAUUCAUCAACUCUUUUAUGUCUUUGCUCACAAAUAUCUGUUCCAUAUGAUAGAUUUCUUAAUGUAACAUUUGUAUUACAUCAAAUAUGUACAAGUAGUUUAGUUUCAUCAAUGUGGCUUGAUUAUCUGGUACUUGUUAAUAUAAAUCGUAUACCGAUAUGGACAGAAACCGACUUCUCGCGUGAUUUCCGUACUUUUGGUGCAUCGUAUUUUAAAUUUUUGGCUACGUAUUGCCAUCUUGCUCAAAUCAAUAUUGAAGAUGCAAAGCAUAUGUUCUUAUCUACACAAUUCAUUAAUAAUUAUCUACCGUCUCAAUUAUUUUUUCUUCAACAAGUUCAACAUAUUUCUGAAUCAUUCAUCGCUAAAACACGUCAUGAAUUUUCACGCACAUUAAACUGGACUCAGACUGCUACCAUGAUUAGUCAAUUUUUGACAGGUGCAAAUACUAAUUUUCGCAUAACAGUCAAUAAUGAUGGUCGAGUUAUAAUUAAUGAUGUCACGUUUAGGAUAGUAACACAAAUAACUCAUAACUCUUUAUUGAGUACUGGAAGAUGCUCAUGUGGAUUCGACGGCAGAGUAUGUUUUUUGAUACCUAUUAUUUAUACAAAUGGAUCAGGUGUAUCUGAAUUUUUACAAGUAUUUUAUGAAUUAAAGAUUGGUUGCAUACCUAUGUUUGGACUUUUCUGUAUUCUUAGCAUACUGAUGUUUUACUCGUCUAUUAUCGGUCGUGUUAUUCGUAAAACAUAUUUACAACCAUCGAUUGAAGACUAUGAACAUUUACUGAAUCUUCAUCCUGAUGGAGUCGACUGUCCUUGUACAAGAAUAUCAAUUCCUUACAAUACAUUUGUGAUUCAACUUGAAGUCAAAUCAUAUCAUCAGGCAUGCACUACUGAUGUAAUUGAACAAACUUUGAUCAUGGGUAGUAUUUUUGAGCCUUCAACUACAUACACCAAUAGGGUCGAUUUUCAAUCAUGGCGAUUUUCUUUCGUCGACGGUCUACAGAGAUUAUGUCGCUUAGCAGAAGAUAGUAUUACCAAUGAUAUUCAAGCAUUUUUAGCUUCAACUAUGCUGGUAUAUCAGUUAAUACCACGUACUCAAUUCGAUAGCGAAAUGAAUGUCACAUUGAAUCGAGUGAAACUAGCAACACCUGUCGCAUUCACUCGAAUAUUGGAUCUACUUCGUUUAACUAUUCAUGGUAAUGCAUUGAUCGAUGUAUUUUCAUUGAGUUGGAACAUGGUCAUGGCUGAAAAUAGUCAAGAUACGAAUGUUUCAUUUGUUAGUAUAUCUACAAAUCAAUAUACAAAAUGUUCUUGUAUCACUGAACGAUCUUGUUCGAUGGCAGCUCAAUUAUUUCUUCCUAAUGAUACAAGCUACUAUACAUUCCAAGACGAUCAAACAUUAGAACGUGACUAUGGUUUACAAGAACAUUCAACUGGUCUUCCACCAGCUAUUAUUGCUAUUAUUGUCAUUAGUGCGAUUCUUUGUUUCGCUGCAUGUUUAAGUUGUUGCAUACGUUCUCAACAACAUCAACGUGCUCCUGUUGAUUACGUUAAUUCGGAUCAUACAACUAUUGCUAAUCCCUAUCAACUACAAGAUGUUCGAAGUCCAGCACGAAUCGUACUUGUGCGACCUAUUAAUAAUGUUGGUGCUGCACCGCACUCUCAAGUACUUCCUAGUAUAUACGAAGGUCCACCUCCAUCUUAUGACGUAGCAACUGGCAGUCUUUCAUCACUACCUCCACCGUUCACAGCACGUGUUCAAUAA